AUGCGAACCGGUAUUAAUCAUCUGGUUGUAGCCUUGACCUUGAUCAUCAACUGCAGUGCGACAAAAUACUUGCUUGAUGAUUUCCUGCCCACUCCUUCACCAAAUGAUUACUCUGCCAAUGUCCAAAGAUAUCAUGAACAGCAUCCGACUGUUCCCCUUUCAGUUUCUAAAUCCCAAGCAUCUGACUGCGGAAGUGUCGAUGCCUUUUUUCCACCUGUCCAGCCAGCAGAAAACCACCCAAUCAGCGACUUCGUGAAACAGAGGUCAACCCAGAGACAAUCUGAAUUGGACCAGAUGCACUAUGAGUUUGGCCAGAGACAUUCCGGCGCGAACCAGAUGCAACACAAAAUAAAUAGUCAUACCUUCAACCCCCAAACCGCCCCAGAAAUCCCACUAGUGCCGGCGCGAAUGGAGAUGUCAUCCAAAGAAGAAUUACGCAGGAAUCUUAAACGGAUACAUUUCGAUCUCGUAUCAGCUCCCAGUAUGAGUAGUCCAUCCUCCAAGUUUUCUUUGUCUGGGUACACACCUGGUUGUUCUGUGUUCGAGGAUUGGUGGGCUCACCAUGUAACCAGGACAAUCAGAUCGGGAUACCUAGUGCCCUACGUUGUUCCACCCCCCACGUCUACUGAUGAUGGAACGAUUGGUCAAUCCUGCCCUUCGAAUUCGCUUGUUUCCUCAGUAACCUCCAGAAGUAUAAAUCCAGCUAACCAAGGGGCUAUGUUAGAAACUUCUACCACAAUGCCGUCCCUAAAUCCCAUUCCACAACAUAUGGCACCAGCUAAUUUGUUUGCAUCUGGUGGAAAUCCGACUCAAUCUAGAUUUUCAACCCCAGUUUAUCCCUCAUCAACUUGGAGAAGCAAAAAUGUAGUCACCGAUACCGCCAUGUUUAACUCGGAUGAUCCUAGGAUGCCUCCACCCAGCUUCAGGGUUCCUAGAAAAUUCAUGAUCAAUGGGCAGAAAGACAGCGCUAGUGAAGACGGGAUUAUUCAGAAGAAAUCAAAAUCAGAAGUAUUAGAAUUUGAUCGGGCUAUCUUUACUUCUCCUAAAGUAUCAACUCCUGAAAAUCCAUCAUGCCAAAGCAAUAUCCUUGUAAUGCUCGACUUUCUUUCAGGUCUAAAUCACCAGGAAAAGCUGGUUAUGACUGAAGACCAAUUUGUUAAAUACCAUACCAUGGCCUGUCGCACUUCAACAGAAGGUCAACAUGGAAUAGAAGGAUUUGCCGCGGCUGAAGAGAUGCUCACCAAAAACAUGAAUGUUUGUGGGAAAACCUAG
This is a messenger RNA of Puccinia triticina, 1272 nucleotides long. RefSeq lists its product as uncharacterized. The record is from RefSeq and is a predicted model, not a curated record. Lineage: Eukaryota; Fungi; Basidiomycota; Pucciniomycetes; Pucciniales; Pucciniaceae. The transcript is spliced from 2 exons. The coding region runs from base 1 to 1272 and encodes 423 amino acids.